This is a messenger RNA of Fulvia fulva, 657 nucleotides long. RefSeq lists its product as uncharacterized. NCBI's taxonomy places the organism in Eukaryota, Fungi, Ascomycota, Dothideomycetes, Mycosphaerellales, Mycosphaerellaceae. Bases 1 to 657 code for a protein of 218 amino acids. The transcript has a single exon. The record is from RefSeq and is a predicted model, not a curated record.
AUGGCUGAACACAAUUCUUCUGGUCAGCACGUCCCAAAAUACUAUGACGACUACGAGGAAGAUAACGGUACCACUUGGUCGAACCCUAAGAAUGUAUCUGGUAAAUCACUGUAUCGCGCUGUAUCCCGCCACCUCAUCGGUACCCCUGAUGAAGGCCUGGCCAUACAGGGUGUUGCCAUGGACUUUGUGAUUCGUAUUGGAGCACAGCCCGAGCAUCCACACCUUGCGCAGUACCUUGCUCGCGCAGAGGCGUGUUUGAAGGAGACCGGCAUUCCUAUUUUUACGCUUCUCGAGUGUCCCGACCUUCACCCAAACGAACACGUCUUGUGGGCCAUCGCGACGGCCUGCAAAGUCCAGUUCCGAGUGUAUGGUUCCAUCACAGCAGACGGUGAAGCGCAGGAUCUGCUCUACAUAGUCGGCGCCGAAAGCGCGUAUCCCUAUGCCGUCCUCCAGCGCCCAGCCAUGGGAACCGUGCCCUGGAGAUUCUCAUGCCUUCUGCCAGAUGAAAGCGGUCGCGAGAUGCUGGAAUGGCUUAUUGAAACGCAAGGACUCAUGCUCAGCGAAAGGCACCUUCCAGAUGAUGAGCAGACAUACGGUGGAGCACAGCUGAACAAAGUCGGCUACGCCUGGGUCAAAAAGGGCAUGGACCGAAACUGA